GGCUUAGCAGUGUGCAGCCUGUGCAGCCUGGCUUGUUUUUGCUGUUAUGCGGCACAGCUGGCGUGUUUUUGCGCUUCGCGUGCUGGUAAGGCGUGCGCAGCGAUGCACUAAUCUGUGUAAUUGUAGCGUAACUCGGUGCGCGGCGCUGAUAAUCGGGCGAUGAUGGCCUCUUGUUUUGGUUUUUGGUGUUGCUGAUUGAUUCGUCCAUACGUGCAACGACGCCUCUCGCGUAGGUCGUGGAGCACGCCUGCAGCCGUCUUGGGUCGAUCUGUUUUGGGGCAGCGCUAGGCUCGUCGGGCGGCCAGCGGUCGCGAGGUAGCUGCCCACCGAGCGACUCGAAGCGCGCACGCGUGACGCAGCAAUUCGUACGCCGGCCACGCGUCGCGGCAUAGCAGCUAGACUCAUCACAGACACACACAGCCACAAGCCGACGGACGCGCACCAUGGGCUGGUUCUCCGGCCAGUCGAAAGCCGCCAAGGAGCUCGAACGCAAGCGCCAGCAGGAAAAGGACGAGGAGAACGCGAAGCGGGCCGACGACGUGUGUGAGGAACAAAAAACGCCCUAUCAAAAAAAGGUCGACAAGCCUCCCAAUGUGUUGCGCGUCACGGUCAUCCGGGCCAGGGACCUGCCCGCCGUCGACAAGAAGUUGUUUGGGAAGGGGCCGGCGUCGGCCGACCCCUUCCCCUGCAUGAGCGUCGAGGGGAAGAGUGAGAAGGGUAGUGUGAAGAAGAAGAAUCUGACGCCGGUCUGGUUGGAACGUUUUGAGUUACCUUGUGAAGAUCCGGACUCCGUCUUCAGUUUCGAGGUCAUGGACCACGACAACUUCGGGGCCGCGGACUUCAUGGGUUGCUGCCUGGGUGGAAAUCAAGUGCAAGCGCCCUUGUCCGAGAUCGCGAGACGCGACCGCUCGCACUCGGCGAGAAGCGAGGAACGUCUUCAUGAAGAUGGCGUGAACCUGACUCACUCGUUGAUGUCCACGCAGGUUGCGUGAAGGUCAAGCUCGCGACCCUAAAAGACGAGCGCGCCCACCGGAACUGGCACAAACUAGGCAAUACUAGUGGAGAGCAGGACGAGCAUGAAAGGGGCGAAGUAGAGUUGUGUCUGAGGUGGUGCCACGACAAAGCAAGAGCCUACGACCUGCCCAAGGAGUUCAAAACGAGUGAAAAAGCGGGCACGAAGGCCAUGCCCAACGAGCUCCAUGUCUACUUGGUGCGCGCGCGAGAUCUGGAGGCCAUGGACAGUGGUCUGUUGGGGAAAGCGUCGUCGGACCCCAUAGUCGUCUUAGAUGUCAUGGGCACGUCAUUCAAAUCCACACAAAAAAAGAAGGAGCUCAAUCCCGUGUGGUUGGAGAGUUUCUCGUGGGCGGUCGAAGACGACGAAGCUAUACUAGAGGUGGUUGUGGAGGAUUACGACCUGACGGGCAACGACUUCAUGGGGCGCACGAGUGCGAUCUCGGCGUCCCGUCGACUCGUGUCCAUCUCACGAUGCCGGGGGUGGUUUCUUUUUCGAGUUUGAGGCCGUUCGGACCGCGUCGGGGCCGUGCGGCGUGUCGGAGGGUACGCGGUCGCGGCGAUGGCGUGAGGAUGCUGCGACGCCGUCUUCAUGAUCACACGAGAGGGAGCCGUUCGGACCGCUUCCAGUGAAUACGAUGCGCCGCGCAGGCAUACCCCUCAAGACGCUGUCGGACCGCAAGAUCCACCGCCAGUGGCACCGGUUACUUGGUCCCAAGCUCAAGAAGGGCCAGAAGAAGCAGCCGGUGAAGAAGCGGGGGAGGAUCGACUUGGCGGCGCGGUGGGUCCAUAAUCCGAAGCUCGUGGUACCGUUGCCGCCCGAACUCCAAGCGUCGGAGUUGCACUUCGACCGGCCGGCGAACGAGGUACAAAUAUUUUUGGUGCGGGCCGCGGGGUUACCUGUUAUGGACCGGCAUCUCAUGUCCAAAGGCGGGUCGUCGGAUCCCGUCGUCACGUUCUCGUGUUGUGGAGAGAAGGCUACUAGCUCAAUCAAGAAAAAAGAUUUAAAUCCGCAGUGGGCCGAGUACCAUUCCUUGCUCGUGGAAGAGGACGACGCGGAGCUGCUGGUCGUCGUCGAGGAUUAUGAUUUGAUGGGCGCGGGGCGGCGUCCUUUCGUCGCGUCGAUGGCGUGACGCUGGUGUCUCCGAGAGUGCCGUACCGCCCUAUGCCAUCGACGCGUCUCGACGGCGUCGCGUCGACGGCGUCGCGCAGGGAAGUGUCGCCACGCUGGAGAGUCCCGCACCGCCCCGACGCCGUCGCCGCGCGCAGGCAACGACUUCAUGGGCCAGCUGACCAUCGAUAUCAAGUCCCUCGAGGACCGGCGCGUCGACCGCAGGUGGCACGUGUUACGACCGAAGCCCACGCUCGCCAAGAAGAAGGAGGAGGAGAAGAAGCUGGGCAAGUUAGAGUUAGCAAUAAGGUGGAAGCACAACCCGGAGCGCGUCAUCCAGCUCCCCGAGGCGUUCCACCACGACGACCUCCUAGACCAACCCGCGAACUACCUCCAGAUCUGCCUCGUGCGCGCGAGGAAGCUGAAGAUCAUGGACAAGUCGCGACUCACGUCCGGCGGGUCCUCGGACCCCCUAGUUCAUUUUAUGAUAGAUGGCGAGAGCGUCACGAGCACGACAAAAAAAAAGAACUUACGACCAAUUUGGAGAGAGUACUUCGAGCUACCUAUUGAAGAUGAACAACAAACAUUGCACUUGAAAAUGGAGGAUUAUGAAGCACUUAGUGCGAACCAGGUCAUGGGCCGCUGUCACGUGGCCAUGUCUCACUUAAAAGGGAGGGAGACCUUCCGGAAGUGGCUCGAGCUGGUCGAUGAAGAUAAGAAGGACGCGGGCUGGGUCGAGAUCGCGCUGCGGUGGGCUCAUGAUCCACAACGAGUUUUAGACUUACCUGAGGAAUUUACGGAGCCCGAGACCGAGGACUGCUUGUCCAAGGAGGCCAAUGAAUUAUUAGUUUGUUUAUUACGAGGCAAGAACCUGCCCGUGAUGGACAAAAACUUGAUUGGUGGAGGAGGCUCGAGCGACCCGUGCGCGUUCCUGAACUUGGACGGGGAGAAGCGCAAGAGCCGCGUCGUCAAGAAGAGCAUCAACCCCCAGUGGAUGCAGACCUUCCGCUUCCCUUGUGAUGAUGGACUGAACGUGACGCUCCAGUGUGGAAAUCAACCAGUGCGUCGGGUGCACGAUGACGCGACGAACGCGCCGUAAAAUUUGAUGUCCACACAGGUCACGCUCCAGGUCGACGUCGAGGACUACGAUUUGAAGGGGAACGACUUCAUGGGUCCGUUUCUCGGCGUUUUGAAGGUUUGCGGUGCCUUCACUUCGUUGUCAUGGCUCUUUGUCGAGUUUGAGCUGUUUCGGACCUCGCGCUCGAGCUUGGCCCGUGUGUUGACAUGUCGCGUCGAUGGCGUCGGGUGCCGCCCAUACGCCAUCGAUGGCGUGCGAGCUGUACCAUAGCCUACGGAGGGGCAGUGGAUUUGACGGAAAUGCCCCGCGCAGGCCAGUGCGGCGUCUACCUCGGAGACUUGCACGAGGUGGAAGAGAGACGAGUCGAGCGGGUCUGGUACGCCUUGGCUCCCGAGGGCGUGAAGACGGAACGGUACGGGAAGAAGGAAGAAACGGUGAAGAAGCAGCAGCGAGGCUCUAGACGGUCGAAAGGCGGCAAAAAACAGCGCCGAUCGUCGACGAUCGACGAGGACGAAGUCACAGUGAAGAAAGGACCGAAUUUAGGAAGGAUCGAGUUCGCCUUGCGGUGGGUCCACAACCCCGAUCUUGUGGUCACGCUGCCGGACCAAAUUUCGAGGGACGAGGUCCAUCCCGACGAGGAAGCGAACUCGUUGUUGAUAACAUUGGUGCGGUGUCGGAACCUGCCGGUCAUGGAUACUGGAGUGUUUGGUGGGUCGAGCGAUCCGUACUGUGUCAUACGCGUCGGCGACGAGCGGGUCAAAAGUACGGUGCGAAAGAAGGAUUUAAAUCCCGUCUGGGUCGAGUCUUUUGAACUGCCCAAUAGUGAUAAAGAUGCGAAGGUCGUCUUCGAGGUCUUAGAUUACGACGCCUACGGGACCUCGGACCCGAUCGGGCGGUUCGCGUUGCCCUUUUUAGCUUUAGCAGAUAGGAAGCUGAUGCGGCGGUGGUUCGUGCUCAAGGACCAGGUACGCGACCGGUGUCCGUUCGCUUCGUUCGCGUCGAUGGCGUGGAGGGCAGAGGUCGCGUCGAUGGCGUCGCGGCGACCGCUCGCGCUCGACGCCAUCGACGCGACACGUGCUGGGGCCCGGACGCCACCGAGACGCCAUCGACGCGACGACGCGAUGUUAACUCUCGGAAACACGCAGGCGGGCCAGAAGACGGGCGGCAAGUGCGAGGUCGCGCUCAAGUGGCACGUACCCGCGUCUCGCGAUCCCGGCACCCAAACUCGGCCACGACCUCCGAGAGAUACACUCGACGGCGUAGAGCGAGCAGCACCUCACCCAGACCCCGAGAGACCCUGAAUUUUGAUUUCCUCGCAGGCAGCACAACCCCGACUUCGUCCUAGACUUGCCCUUUGACAUGGCCGGUAAUGAUGAUUUGUUAGAUAUGCCCCCGAACCAGCUCCGGAUCUGCUUGAUGCGCGCGCGCGAGCUCCCAGUGAUGGACGUGGCCGAGGGGCUCGCCUCGGGCAGUUCGGACCCCUUUGCGACACUCGUCGUGGAGUCAAUAACCAAGGACGACAUGAAGGACAAGCCUCAGGUGUUGAGGAGUACGACGAAGGUCCAAUCGUUAAGACCGGUCUACCUCGCGGCGUCCGAAUCCACUCAAAAUCGCAACAGAGACCACCCAUCGCCUUCUCUGAUGGACACGAGUCGCGUCGACGCCGCGAGAGAGCCAGAAAACCGCGGCAACACGCGAAACCGCCGCCACACGCAGGUCUGGAUGGAGCGCUUCGACGUCCCCGUCGACGAUGCUGCGGAGAAGGAGCUGACCGUUAGUUUGUACGACGACGACUUUGAUGAUUCAGAACCUGAAUUAAUUGGUAGCGUGAAGAUACCGCUCAAACGUAGUCUACAGAGGAAGAUGCUGCAAGAUUGGCACGAGCUCUACAAUCCCGAAAGGGCGGCGCGAUUGGCCAUGGAGAAUUCUCGACGACGAUCGGAAGAUAGUUUGGAUGGGGAAGACUUAGCUCCCACCGACACCAAAACGGGGGAAGUGGAGGUCUGUCUGCGGUUAGUCUACAACCCCAAAUGUAGGGUACCUUAUUAUGAUCUCACGGAUAAGCAAGAUCUGGAAACCAUCGCGAACAUCUGUUCCGACGCCGUGGAGAACGGCCGGGACGAGCCUUUGAAGCUGUUGGUGGUGCGGUGCGCGACGUGCGACCAUGUGCUGGUGGACGAACAUCGAGGUGUCACGCCGGCGAUGGUGGCUGCUUCUCGCGAUGAAGAUGCUUCGUUGACGUUCAAGUUGUUGCGAAGGUUAAACUGCGAUCUAGACCAGAAAGAUCGAGCGGGCAGAACGGCGGCCCACGUCGCGGCCAAAUGCGGCAACGACCGAGCUCUGAGAAUCCUGGCCGAAUUAGACGCUAAUUUGUGCGCAGAAGAUGCCUACGGCAAGCAGCCCUGCCACUACGCUGCUGAGCAAGGUCAUGAUAGCACUGUGGAGCGAUUAGUGAAGCUUGGAGCCGACCCGGAAGACCAGACCCACAACGGAAGGAGUUGCGCGGCGCUGGCGGCGCAGAACGGCCGGGCGUCGACGGUCAAAUUGCUGCAUGACCUCGGGGCCGAUAUUGAUGAAGUCGGAAGCAUGUUCGGCGGUCGGAGGCCUCUCCAUUUUGCCUGCGCGACGGGCGACGCGGAGACGGUCCGCAUGCUACUGCGGUUGGGGGCCGACGCCGAUGGUACGGAUAAUAUGCAGAACGGCCCGGCGCACUGCGCCGCGCUCGAAGGUCGACGAGAUAUUGUGCAACUACUGGGCGAGUACGACUGCGACCUCGACGCGGUGAAUGAUGACGGGCUGACGCCGGCGCAGUUGCUGGCUCAGUUUGCCGCAAAAGACUCGGGGGGCGUCGUUAAUACAGGUGCGGUGGAGUGGGCGCCGAUGGCCACGGCGGAGCCGGCGCCCAAACCGGCCGAGUAAUGAAUGUAUGU
Molecule: messenger RNA, 6130 nt
Organism: Pelagomonas calceolata
Lineage: Eukaryota; Pelagophyceae; Pelagomonadales; Pelagomonadaceae
Source: the annotation of a GenBank genome assembly